CACUGUGAGAGCGAACAGAGGGGCUUAAGUUCUUCGUCUGCAAUGAGCGGCGAAGACCAUAUUGAAGGGUCUGUUGAGGACUGGAACUACUUUUCCCGACUCUCUCUGCGACUUAGGCGGAAGCGAGGCGUGCUUCCAAGUAGCACUGAGAUGCCUAAAGUUCCAUUUCUCCCGUAUUCAAUCCUUGUGGGAAAUCUGGCUAUCUUGUGUUUGGGGCUUACAAUAUACUGGAGUCAGCACUGGCUCGGCGGCUUUGCCUGGGAUGGUUCUAGCAAGAUGUUUAGUUGGCACCCGGUUCUCAUGGUGACAGGCAUGGUGAUCUUAUAUGGUGCAGCAGCACUGGUGUACCGUUUGCCCUUUUCUCAAGUGGGUUCCAAGCUCCCUUGGAAGGUGCUGCAUGCAACACUUGCUCUGAUAGCAUUUAUCUUUGCCAUUCUGGGAUUGGAAGCUGUCUUCAGGUUUCACAAUGUGCAGAAAAUCCCCAACAUGUACUCUCUACACAGCUGGCUUGGGCUCUCUGCUGUGCUACUUUUUUCAUGCCAGUGGUUAAUGGGGCUUGCUUCUUUUUUGUUGCCUUGGACGCCCAUCUGGUUCCGAGCCCUCUACAAACCUGUCCAUGUUUUCUUUGGUUCUAUCAUCCUUGGUUUGGCUAUUGCAUCCUGCAUCUCAGGCAUUAAUGAAAAGUUAUUCAUGAGAUUAAAAAAUUCAACAAUACCAUAUUCCAAGCUUCCUGCAGAGGCUUGGUUUGCCAACAUUCUGGGAAUGCUGAUUUUGGUGUUUGGUUUGUUAGUGUUGAUGGGUCUUGCAAUACCAGGAUGGAAACGUCCAGAUGUGAAUUCACAAGACAUUCGAGAGCCUCUGUUACGAGAAGCCAGAUGAAGAAUUAAAGAGCAGCUGCGUGGUUUGCUUUCUCUAAGGGUUUUUUCAUUGAAGUUUGCAGCCUUACUUGCUGCUGUCGUCAUCAGUACAGGAGCUCACAUCAUGAACUAAUUCAGUAAGAGAAGACUUUUCUGGUAACAGAUAUCCAAAUUUGUUCCCCUCAGUCUGAUUUUUAAACUUCAAAUGUUUGUACUAUCAAGGAUUGCUGGACAUCCAACCACAUUUGAACAAAUCUGUUUGCUAAAGUGCCAUAAAGUUUUCAGAUUUUUGUGCUUUUCU
This is a messenger RNA of Protobothrops mucrosquamatus (brown spotted pit viper), 1158 nucleotides long. RefSeq names its product cytochrome b ascorbate-dependent protein 3. NCBI's taxonomy places the organism in Eukaryota, Metazoa, Chordata, Lepidosauria, Squamata, Viperidae. Gene Ontology annotation, molecular function: oxidoreductase activity. Gene Ontology annotation, cellular component: lysosomal membrane. Bases 43 to 879 code for a protein of 278 amino acids. The transcript is spliced from 6 exons. The record is from RefSeq and is a predicted model, not a curated record.